Messenger RNA from Sodiomyces alkalinus F11, 3185 nucleotides. RefSeq lists its product as hypothetical. The transcript is spliced from 2 exons. NCBI's taxonomy places the organism in Eukaryota, Fungi, Ascomycota, Sordariomycetes, Glomerellales, Plectosphaerellaceae. The record is from RefSeq and is a predicted model, not a curated record. The coding region runs from base 203 to 2791 and encodes 862 amino acids. Gene Ontology annotation, molecular function: small GTPase binding; actin binding. Gene Ontology annotation, biological process: actin cytoskeleton organization.
UUCCUACCUCCGGGUCUACCGAUCGCUCUGAACCGCUAGAACUCCUAAUCAAAGGAGCUCCAUGAUGGUCUGACUCUUCAAAGACCUCUGGACAAUAGCAUUCGGAGUAAGGCCCCCAUUCCAGACAUCCCUUUAUUUUCACUUCUUUGCAUUCCUCUUUUCUUUUGCGUCGCUUGCUUCUCUUUGCUUUUCUUUUGCUACCAUGGCAACUUCACUUGGUGAUCUCAAUGACGCGCCACGCCCUCAAGGCGGUCAUCAGAGGUCCAAAUCAUCGGUGCUCAAGUCUCUUAUGCAUCGAAGAAACCAGUCUGACGGAUCUUAUCUGCCCUCUGCGUUAUCCAUCGCCACAAACCCGGCCGACCCUUCACACCUAAACCAACAUCUAUAUUCGUUGGAAAGUCCGACGGCAAUGGGCUUCCCAAGGUCAGCGGCCGGGGCCCUCGGCGAACUCCAGCAAAAUCAGCAAGAUGCUGCUGGAUCCCGGUCACCACGGAAGUCUCGAGAUGAGAGCCGCGGCGGCUCCAGAGAAGAACGAGGACGCUCACCGACCAAAUCAGCUUUUACCACACUUACCAGGAUGGCCAUGAAGGAUUCUUCGAAGAUCUCCAAAUCCCGGGAACCUUCACCAGAAAAACCGAAGAAGACAAAGUCUUCGACCAAUCUUGCCGGCUUGCUCUCAAGGCCCAAGUCCUUCAAGAGUCUUAACAAGCAGGCCAAAGAAGACGAGGCCAGGGCUAUGAAGGACAAGGAGAACCGAACACCUCCCGCGUCUACUACGACAAUGGACCUUGGGGGGCUUGGGGGCCCUCCCCCUCCCAUAUACGCCCAGUUCUCCAGCGGGGAUCUGGGAAGACAGCAAGUCAAUGGAAGAAGUUCCUUUGACAUUGGAAGUGCAAAUGGUAGUCGGGGCACCGAUGAUGGAAUUCAAAUGCCAGUCAGGGCUACCAAAGCCCGUCCAUGGUCAUUUCAGAGUCACAAGAUGGAGCCAGAAGUACGGUCGAGGGACGUUAGUCAACCCGACGUUGCAGGAAAGAAGCACAACAUGAACGAUCACAAACCGGCUUUUUCAGAACGAAUCAGUAGCAAGGCUCAGCGUCCGAAGCUGUUUACGGCCUUCUCAUCAACAGAGCAGAGACGGGGACACUCCUCGCCGAAGAAUCCAGCUGACAGGACCAUUGAUCCAAAAGACAUCAACGCUCACCUGGAAGCGAUGUUGGACCGCAGAAACAUCCCCGAAAACCAGCGAUUCAAGAUGCGGAACUUGAACGACACAAUCAAGAUGGAAUUUAUUCGUCAGGACUGGGCUGAAAUGGCCGCCAAGGGAGAGCAGAAUGGUAACGACAACAGGGCUAGCAUUGAGGCCAGCUCGUCCGCCGUUGCUGCAGGUACCGAUAACGAGGAGAGCCACCCGAAGCGAACCAGGGGAAGGAGCUUCACACUUGGACGCGCGAAGAAAGAAUCAAAAUCGCCAUCGAAGAAAUCCCGAGGUGAGGGCACAUUGGGGAGACAUUUCAGGACCAAAUCGACGGAGAGCUUUGUUGGUGAGCGACCUACUUCAGCUGGCUCUUCGACGAGCAACGGCAUCCUGUCGAAGAUAAAGCUCGGUCAAGGGCCGGGUGACUUCGUGUCGUAUUUAAGGAAAGUACGGAAGCCUGAGAUGGUUGAGGUCGGAAAGCUACAUAAGCUGCGUCUGCUCCUGCGAAACGAGACAGUUUCGUGGGCAGAGGAUUUCAUCCGGCAGGGUGGCAUGGAAGAAAUCGUCGGGCUUCUAUAUCGCAUUCUAGAGGUGGAAUGGAGAGAGGAGCACGAGGAUGCUCUGCUUCACGAGGACCUCCUCUGCCUCAAGGCGCUUUGCACCACUUCCCUAGCGCUACAGUAUCUCGACUCGAUCCAGAGCGACCUCCUCCCGAGGCUGAUUCACACGAUCUUUGAUCCGGAAAAGAAGGGACCCAGCGAAUUCACAACCAGAAACAUUAUCACCUCCCUCAUCUUUACCUACAUCGAAACUGCAACCCCACAGGAGCGCGUGAUUCGUUCCAAGACCGUUUUGUCUUAUCUUCGCAAUCCCGAACCCAAAGAAGAGGAGCGCCCGGUGCCCUUCGUACUCGAAAUGCGCAAGGAACGACCUUACACUGUCUGGAAUAAAGAGGUUGUCAGUGUCACCAAGGAAGUUUUCUGGAUCUUCCUCCACCACCUUAAUGUCAUCGCCCUGCCGGCUGAGAUGUCCAGCAAGGGCGGCAUGCUACUCGACAAUGUUCCCUCUAACAACCCUGGCGAGCAACCGUUCGCGUACAUGCAAAGACACUUCCCUCGGCCUCGACCUCCGGUUCCUGCGGCUCCUUAUGUUGGUGGAGUAGAAUGGGACGCGACCAACUACCUCGCCUCGCACCUCGAUCUCGUCAACGCCAUCAUUGCCUGUACUCCGGCGGCGGAACAACGCAAUGCUCUUCGCCACGAUUUGCGCAUCUCCGGCUGGGAGAGAUGCCUUGGCGGUAGCCUCCGUCUUUGCAAGGAGAAAUUCUAUGGCUGUGUGCACGAGGCUCUCCGCACAUGGGUUGCUGCCGCAGCCGAAGAUGGCUGGGAUGUGCGCGAAGUUCGUUAUGGUCCACCGGCGGAUAGCUCCCGCAGUCCCCGGAAGAAGACGGGCGGAGGUCAGAAGCCCGGUGGCGGAAACGGGGCCCAAGAGGCUGCGCCGAGGAUUGAGAUGCCGAGGUUGGACUUUGGGUUGUCGACUCCCAACCAUGAGCAGCACCAGCAGCAGAAGAAUGGCGGGGAUGCUUGGCUUUCCUAGUUGAACGUGAGAGCGGGUAUGAGAGGGUGGCCCUUUCAUCUUUUCCGUCUGCGCAUGGAAUAUCCAAAGGAGACCCAAAUUAGCGAGUUGUUUUACUUUGCACGGCACACGAAGGACUCGGUUCCGUCCUCACGACCUUGACUUUGAUAUUGGGGGAGGGUAUUGCUCUUUCCCCGCCACGCUCUUCACCCUUCCUCACAACUCACUUGAUUCUUUCUUCUUUUAUGUUGGUUGAGGGAAGGAAGCUCGCUAAUUUCCCCAGAAUGUCAAGGCAUUACGGCACCCUCGUGUUUGGUUGUCUGGCUUGUAAUUAUGAAGUCUCAGUUGUUUUGGGAUUCUCGAACAUCAUGACGGCAUGGUAUGGAUACGUUAAUGAAUUGAUGACAUGAUACAG